AUGCCACAGUUCAUAGGCGUAUACAAGGCGCUCUAUGGGUAUACAUCUGCAGGCCCAGAGGAGCUGACGUUCGCCGAAAAUGACAUUUUGUACCUUUUGGAGAAAGCUGACGACGGCUGGUGGACGGUCAAGAAACGGAUUGCUGGCCAGGCCAACGACGAGCCCACAGGGAUUGUUCCUAAAAACUACAUUGAAUCCGCAACGCCAUCGAGCACUGCCAAGGCACUUUAUCCAUAUGAACCUCAAACCGACGAGGAAGUGCCGUUCUCUGCCGGCGACUCGUUCGAGGUGUUCGCUGAGGACGGCGACUGGGUUCUGGUCGGGGUCAACUCGAAGUAUGGUUUCGCCCCGGCGAAUUAUCUAGAGAUGGCUUCGGCCCCAAAGACUCCGGCCAAGGAUUCUCUGCCCGCUGCGAGUGCGCAGGACGCUCCCGCUGCGGUUCCACGCCCUGCUCCGUCAUCCUUUGCGGCUCCCCCCGUGCAUCCUCAAGUGUCCGCAUAUCACGCAUCGGGAAGCUCGUCCCGCGUGGACCGCAUUGAUUCCCGCGGAGACGAAGAAGAGGCGCCUCCGCCCAAGCCUCCUCGGCCGUCGGACGGUGGUGGACGCUCUCGGGCCAACACCAACGACAGUAAUCGAGCACGUUCUCUGUCCCCAGCCGACAGACCCUCAUUCCGCUCGUGGACAGUGCAAGAGAUUGAUGGAAAAUCAAAGUCGAAAGCCACGUUAUCGGUGUCGGAGACGACCAUUUUGCUGUCCCCCGACCGGGGCCCCCAGCAGCAGUGGGACGUUCCGAACCUUAUGAGCUACUCUUCGGAGAAAAAACAUGUAUUUUUGGAGUUCCAGAAGCCUCGUGCGUCGCUUGAUCUCAAGACUAGCUCGCAAAGCAUCAGCGACCAGAUUGUUGCUGCGAUCGGCCAAGUCGCCGGAGCAUCGAGAGCUGCCGGUCUCACUGAAGUUUUGGUGGCUGCCAAAUCCGCAGGACAACGUAGUGGAAAAGCCGCUUUGGCAUUCAAAGCUGCAAACGGCCGUGAACUCACUGUGCGAGAGGGCGAGACUCUGUUUAUCAUUAAUCAAAAGUCGAAAGAGUGGUGGUUGGUCCGCAAUAAGGAGGGCAGAGAGGGCCUUGUUCCCGCAUCGUUUGUCGAUUUAGACGAUGAUAUCGAGAAAAGAACACUCUUCAACCGGUUUGGUCGGAAAAACAAUGCAGGCAAGGAAAGAGAAAAGGAACGCGAGCGUGAUAGAGAGCGCUUUUUGGAGCAGAGGGCCCGUGGUCGGGAUGAUCAUGACCGCGAGCGUGACCGCAGCCGUGACGGCGAUCGCGAUCGCGACAGACGCAAGUCUCGACACUCGAAGCGGCCCAGCUCGAGCGACCGCAAGUUACCCGAUUCCCGCAAAUUGCGCACUUGGACAGACCGGUCUGCCACUUUCCGUGUAGAAGCUGCUCUUAUUGGCGCUUCUGAUGGUAAGGUGCAUCUUCACAAGUCCAAUGGUGUGAAAAUUGCUGUUCCUGCAUCCAAACUGUCGGUUGGUGAUCUUGACUAUGUCGAGAGUGUUUUAGGAAUCUCUUUGUCUGAGGACAAACCUCUCUCAGAAAUCCGUUCCAAGUCUGGCCGACAUGAUCAGUCUUCGGUUGCUGCUGCGGUUGACGUUAUUCCAAGCCCUAAGAUUGGAUCCGGCAAUAACCGGUCUAGUGAUCAGGAGAAGACUAUUGAUUUUUGGUUCCAAUUUUUCUUGGAUUGUGGCGUUGAACCUAAUAAUUGCCAGCGCUAUGCUACGAACUUUGCCCGAGACAAGAUGGACGAGAGCGUGUUACCUGAAAUCACGCCCCCAGUUCUUCGGAAUCUUGGUCUCAGGGAGGGCGAUAUUCUCCGGGUGACGAAGAAGAUUAGCGAAAAGUAUGGAUCAGCUAAUGAAUCUGCUGGUGCCAAUACAUCUACCGACGACGCGUGGACUCCUCGUCCCGUUGCUCAAGCUGCAUCUCCCCCGGCUGCUGCCCCUGCACCACUGGCCGCUCAGUCGACGGCUCCCGUAGCCGCACCUGGUCCGGUUCUUACUCCGCAGGCUACAGCUCCCCAGCCUCUGCAACGCUCAGCCACUGCACCAAUCCAGGCAACGCAGACAGGGCCUUUUGCCAAGCCUCUCAACAGCACUCCUACGGGAGCGUUGGCAGAUCUUUUGGGAAUGACUAGUUUGCAGCCUCAGCAAGCGACCCAAAGUGCUUCUCAGCCUGCACUCCAAGCUCAAAAAACAGCUGAGGACAAACUCGCAUCUCAGCAGCGUCAACAUCAGCAAAUGAUCUUGCGCCAGCAAGCCGAGCUGCAACAACAGCAGAUUAAACUCCUCAAGGAACAGCAGUCUGUUCUCAAGCAACAACAGGAUGAACUUGUCAAAACACAGACAGGCAUUGCCCAGGCCAUGACGGGCAUGCGCACCGGAGGACUUGAUCCGUUUGCUACUGGUGUUGCUGGAGGCGCGUUUGGCCAGUUCGGAACUUCAGCAGCCAUUCUCGCUGCUCCCCCGCCCCCCCAACCGCGUGGUAUUGGAUUUCAGACCAGCUUCCCGGCUGCUUUCCCUGCUCAAACCACGGGAGGUCCAUUCCAGGCCCAAAUUACAGGGGGCCCAUUCCAGGCCCAGACUACUGGAGGUCCGUUCCAAAUCCCAACAGGCGGCCCGUUCCAGGCUCAGACCACCGGAGGACCAUUCCAGGCCCAGACUACUGGAGGACCAUUCCAGACUCAGACCACCGGAGGACCAUUCCAGGCUCAGAUCACUGGGGGACCAUUCCAGGCCCAGACCACUGGUGGCCCAUUCCCCCAGUCUAAUGGUAUGCAGGCACCAUUCGGAGGACCUGCAACGACUUUUGCAAGCACUGGGCCCCAACCCCAGGGCGGAGGGCCUUUCCAGACCACAUUCCAGGCUCAGCCUGUUGCUCAGCAGUUGACGGGCGGCCCGUUCCAGCCCUUGGGGAUGAACCGGACUGGUGGACAACCCACACUGGCGCAGCUGCAAAUGCAACAAACGGCGUCUCAGCAGCCGAUUCACGCACCUGCGGCUGCGCCUGCUACGACGUUUUCCAACGAUCCGUUCGCGGCCAUCUUAGGAAAGGGUCCGAGCCAGCCCCAACCGUUCUCUGUCGGUCAACCGUUCUCUGCUGGCCAGUUCCAGUCUGCACCAGCGCCUGCACAGCCGUUCCAGUCGCAGCCGACUUUCCAGCCCCAGCAAGCUUUCCAGGCUCCGCAAGCUUUCCAGUCCCAGCCAGCUUUCCAGUCCCAGCCAGCUUUCCAGUCCCAGCCAGCUUUCCAGUCCCAGCCAGCUUUCCAGUCCCAGCCAGCUUUCCAGGCUCAGCAAGCUUUCCAGCCACCAGCACCGCAGUCGUUCCAGCAGCCGCCGCAACCCAACCAAGCGGCGUUUCAACCGACGUCACAGUUUGGCCAGGCGUUGCAACAGCAGCGGACGGGCGGUGAGCUGCAAAGCCAACCGACAGGAUUCGGAUUCGGCAACCAGCGAACAGGUAAUCUUGCAGCCGCCACGGCAAACAAUCCGUUUGGAUUCUAG
Molecule: messenger RNA, 3555 nt
Organism: Wickerhamiella sorbophila
Lineage: Eukaryota; Fungi; Ascomycota; Dipodascomycetes; Dipodascales; Trichomonascaceae
Product: Actin cytoskeleton-regulatory complex protein SLA1
Exons: 1
Coding region: 1-3555 (1184 amino acids)
Molecular function (GO): identical protein binding; protein-macromolecule adaptor activity; ubiquitin binding
Source: RefSeq, a predicted model, not a curated record